AUGGAAGCCACUCUUGGGGGUGUUUCCAAAGGCUUCCUGAACCUGAGUGACCCAGCAGAAGCAAACAGCUACUGGGCUAUGAACUUGACUUCCACUCUCUGCCUGACUUCCAGCCUCCUGAAGGCCUUUCCAGAACGCCCUGACUUGAGCAGGACUGUGGUUAACAUCUCAUCCCUCUGUGCCUUGAAGUCCUUUAAGGGCUGGGCAUUGUACUGUGCAGGGAAGGCUGCUCGUGACAUGAUGUUCCAGGUCCUGGCUGCAGAGGAACCUAGUGUGAGGGUGCUGAACUAUGCCCCAGGUCCCCUGUACACAGACAUGCAGCUGUUGGCUCGGGAGGCUUCAGUGGAUCCAGACUUACGAAAAAGGCUACAGGAUAUGAAGACAAAUGGGGAGCUGGUAGAUUGCGGGAUGUCAGCCCAGAAGCUCCUGAACCUACUUCAAAGAGACACAUUUGAUUCUGGAGCCCAUGUGGACUUCUAUAGUUUAUAG
This is a messenger RNA of Sciurus carolinensis (gray squirrel), 489 nucleotides long. Its product is annotated as sepiapterin reductase-like. The record is from RefSeq and is a predicted model, not a curated record. Gene Ontology annotation, molecular function: sepiapterin reductase (NADP+) activity. Gene Ontology annotation, biological process: tetrahydrobiopterin biosynthetic process. Bases 1 to 489 code for a protein of 162 amino acids. The transcript has a single exon. Lineage: Eukaryota; Metazoa; Chordata; Mammalia; Rodentia; Sciuridae.